Molecule: messenger RNA, 300 nt
Organism: Staurois parvus
Lineage: Eukaryota; Metazoa; Chordata; Amphibia; Anura; Ranidae
Source: the annotation of a GenBank genome assembly
CCCACACCAGUCUGUGUUUCCCUAUCGCCCUGUCAUAGCAGUGUUUUCUCAGAGCCUCAUGUAAUGUAUAUUCAGUCAUGGACUCACCUGAAGCAUGUCCUCAGUCUCCAACAAUUCCUAUAUAGCAUGUUCAUAAUCUGAUUCUCUUGUAUCAUGUAUGCAGUCUCUGACCAGUUCCUAUACUAUAUUUGCAGUCUCUGACUAUCUCCCGUGUAGUAGGUCUGCAGUCUCUGAUCAUCUCUUGUAUUAUGUCUGCAGUCUCUGACCAUCUCCUGUACCAUGUUCACAGUCUCUGACCAU